This is a messenger RNA of Schizosaccharomyces osmophilus, 1917 nucleotides long. It is a transcript of the gene cbp8, whose product is annotated as cytochrome b translation regulator Cbp8. Bases 1 to 1917 code for a protein of 638 amino acids. NCBI's taxonomy places the organism in Eukaryota, Fungi, Ascomycota, Schizosaccharomycetes, Schizosaccharomycetales, Schizosaccharomycetaceae. The transcript has a single exon. The record is from RefSeq and is a predicted model, not a curated record.
AUGGUGUCAAUUAUAGUAAACAGGAAUAAUUACCACUUUUUAAGGACGUCGAAAUCCUUCGUUUCUGACUGUAUCUCAACAAAUCGUGCUUGCAAUAAUGUUCAUCAAAGGGCAUCGAAUGUUGUAGGAUUUCGAAGAGGAAAUGUCAGGUCCAUAUAUGACUAUCGAUGGUUUCCGACUGAAUUAUUGUUACACAAACGUUUCUCGAAAAAUAGGGUCGCUUUUAGGUCGUUUGUAAAUGUUCUUGAGAAUCAUGGUAUAAGCUAUGCGAAUUUGGAGCUAUCCGUUUCAAGACUAUAUAAUGAUUGUGUCUCCUCUUUAAGUCCUUUUUAUACUUUGUACGAACCUAAUGCAAGUUUAUAUUUACGCUUAAUCGAUUCCUUCUCAGAAAACCAAUUAGCAAUCAUUCUCCUGCAAUCAAAUUUUGAAGAAGAGGCAAAUAUAAUUUUUGAAUAUUUACAAAGGGUAAUUUGUUUAGAUCCCGUCUAUUCUCGUUCUUACAGGAUUACCGAGAGCAUAUCGAAUGAUUUAUUCGAACGUUGUAAAUUAUUGACAGAAAAAAAUCAAGAAGAUCCGAAGAACUUUAUACAUGCAUGCAUAAACUCUCUUCUAUUCCUCUCCUACGAUCGUUCUUUUUCUACUAUCUAUUGGCAGCAGGGAUCUCAGUUUCAGCAAUUCUUGGGUUUGUUGAGAGACUCUGCAGCUUCUGUUCAUCAACCGCAACCUAGUCUUUAUAAAAGCAUUGAGCUAUUUUUUUACUCUAUUCUCAGGACUUAUGCCCUGCAUAAAGGAUUCAUUCCUUUGGUCAAUUCUAUUGACCAAUGCCUACCAGAGAACAUGCGGAUAAAACAAGAAGAGCUAGCAAGGGUAGAGUUGUUCGGAAUGCGAAUUUCUACCUCUUCACAAUCCGUCUCACUUGAAAACUUCUCAGAUUCCCGUUUGCUUUCUAGUCUUUACAGCGGUAAUUAUCGAGCUUUAAGUGAAUGGCUUACUAAAGCUUUUAAAGAGGGUACAGACGUAAAUAUAAAAAUUCUUAGUUUAUUUUUAAAAGGAGAACCUAAAAUGAUAAGUCUGAGAGAUACCCUUUCCUUAUUUUUGUUUUUGGUAAAAAAGGAUACCCAUACCGGUUCGUUUCUUGAGGUCAAAGCUUCCUUGUUAUCGAGAUUACUUCGAGCUAAAAAAUUGCAUGAAUUUCAUAUCGUUCUCUCUACUACCCCUAACUUCCAAUCGUUAAUUGAACACCGAAAUUAUGGCGUUUUAUUUCCAGUAUUAGAUUAUAUUACUGUCAAAAAAGAUUUCGACCUUUUUGAAGAGCUUGACAAUUCCCUUGUUAACUAUGGAAGGGAAAUUCCAGAAGAUUUGUACAUUGAACUUUUGAAAUGCUAUGGCCAAAUGCCGAAAGACGUAAAAUUCUACAAACUAUUUAAAGCCUUCCUGGGGAAAAAUCCAGUUUUGAAUGAAAAUCAAAAACGUUAUGUAAAUAGCAUCUUAUUAGAGAGUUGUCAUACUCACCUUUCUCGGGUACUUUACCAAGAAUUCCCAGAUGUUUUAAGGCCGAGCAACUCAAUCCUGUUUUUCUGCUAUUGCUUUAGGAAAAAAGGACAUGAAUGGAUUCGGAAAUAUUUAAACAUCGCUGAGUACUCCAAAGAUGACUUACGAAAUGGCAUGAUUACGAGCUCGAAUGCUUCAAAAACGUUACUCAAAGCAAUGUGUUCCAAAUAUGACUCAAGUCGAGCAAUAGAUUUUCUAAAAACGUGUUCUGCCGAUGGACCUUACCCUUCAAUUUUAUUACAGGAGAUUCUACAUCAUGCUCAGACUGAGAAUAAUAGCGAGAGUGUACAAUGGCUAAAGUUUCAAGAAGUUUUUUCUCAACAAUCCUGCGAAAAAGAAAAAAAAAGAACACCUGUUAUUAUAUAG